CACAGGCUUCAAUCCAAUGACAGCAGGCGUGAGCACUGGGCACUGGGCACUGGGCGAGCACAAGACCCAGAUCCAGAAAGAACCCCCUCCCCCGCCUUCACAAAAUCCACGAGCAAAAGCAAAAUCGCAACGCAUCAAGCAGGUCCACCUUGAAGCUCCCGACUUUGCUGUUUUUCCUCCUUCUUUUCCACUCUCCACCAUCCACACCCCAAGGUAGGUAGCUUCAACAUCCGCCCAAUCUUUGACGCCGCACAUUUAUUCUAAGCCUUAGUUAGUAGUAAACAGUCUAUCGCUGUACAUUUGCCCAAAAUGGCGUCCGAAACUACCAAGCAGGAGAUCGACUACUCCCUCAACAACCCGGAUACCCUCACCAAGUACAAGACCGCUGCUCAGAUCUCUGAGAAGGUCCUUGCCGAGGUCUCCAAGCUCGUUGCUGCCGGCGAGAAGAUUGUCGACAUCUGCGAGAAGGGUGACAAGCUCAUCGAGGAGGAGCUUGCCAAGGUCUAUCGCGGCAAGAAGAUCACCAAGGGCUUCUCCCACCCCACUACCGUCUCUCCCGCCGCUUUCGUCACCCCCUACACUCCCUUGACCUCGGACGAAAAGGAGGCCGCUGUUGAGAUCCAGGCCGGUGAGCCCGUCAAGAUUCAGCUCGGUGCUCAGAUCGAUGGCUUCGGUUCCAUAGUUUGCGACACCGUUGUUGCCCCUGCCAAGGACCAGACCGAUGAUGUUAUCGAGGGCCGCAAUGCUGACCUGAUGCUCGCCAACUACUACGCCAACGAGCUCCUCCUCCGCCUUAUGGUUCCCCCUGGCCUCCUCGCUACCGGUACCGAUGAGGAGAAGGCCAAGGCCGCCUCCCAGAAGCCUCCUUCGCAGGCCAAGAUCACCGAACUUCUCCAGAAGGUUGUCCAGGCUUACGACUGCAACCUUGUUGAGAGCACCACCUCGUGGCUCUUCGACCGCAACGAGAUUGAGGGCAAGAAGAAGAUCGUUAUUGCUCCUGGCGACAACACCAAGGGCGAGGGUGUUCCCGAGGUUGGCGAGGUCUGGGGUGUCGAGAUGGGCGUCAGCUUGGGAUCCGGCAAGGUCAAGCAGUUCGAGAACCGCACCACCCUUCACCGCCGCACCACCACCACCUAUGCCCUCAAGCGUCCCAGCUCGCGCAAGCUUCUUUCUGAGGUCCAGAAGAAGUUCGGUACCUUCCCUUUCAGCUUGAGGCAGCUUGAGGACGAGCGUGAUGCCAAGUCUGGUGUCAUUGAGUGCGUCCGUGGAAACGUGUUCCGCGCUUACGAGGUUGUUGGCGACAAGGACAACUCCCCUGUUGCCAGACUCCUUACCACUGUUGCCAUCACCAAGAACGGCCUCACCAAGCUUGGCGCCGCCCCUGCGCUCGAUCUCUCCAAGUUCAAGACCGACAAGAAGAUUGAGGAUGAGGAAAUUCUUGCCAUCCUUGCCCAGCCCCUCUCCAGGAACACUGGCAGCAAGAACAAGAACAAGAAGAAGAAGGCCGCUAAGAAGGAGGGGGAGAAGGCCGAUGAGGAGUAAAUGGACAGUUUGGACAUGAUUGGCUGUAGUAGUCUGAUGUAUGGAUUAAUGUGGAAAGUUGGGCUACCUUAGCUCGAAAGUUGCCUCUUCCCUGGCUAAUUCCGGUGCAUCUUUUGGGUUGUUGGUCCUUGGAUGGAACAUUUGGUCCGGCACGCUUUGCAUCCCCGUGGCAUUCACGAGGGGUAACCCGCAAGCGACAACUGGUUCCAUCAGAGACAGGAGGGGACCGAAAGAAGGUGGGAGGAUUCAUCCCAGUGACGAACCUUCCUCAUUGCAACCUUUUUUUUUUUUUUUCUUUUUUUUUUUUCUU
Neurospora hispaniola is the source of this 1852-nucleotide messenger RNA. RefSeq names its product peptidase M24, structural domain-containing protein. The transcript is spliced from 3 exons. The record is from RefSeq and is a predicted model, not a curated record. The coding region runs from base 310 to 1542 and encodes 410 amino acids. Lineage: Eukaryota; Fungi; Ascomycota; Sordariomycetes; Sordariales; Sordariaceae.